AUGAUCUCGCUUCGCCAACGGCUCCUGCAAGGAGGUAGAAGCUACGGACCUCUCAUCAUGUCGGAUUCUCGCAUCAUUGCCGAAUUAUUGGCGGGCGUUGGCUACGAUCAUUUGCUGGUGGACAUGGAGCACAGCCCGACCAAUCCUCAAAGUGCCCAACGGCUCUUGCAAGCCAUGGAUGCUGCUGCCGCAUUUACGGCUGCAAGAACCACGCCUCUGGUGCGAUUGGCCGACAACCAGGAUCCUGCCAGCAUGAAAUUGGUGUUGGAUUCCAUGCGGUUGCCCGGUGGUGUCUUGGUACCCAUGGUGGAAGAUGCCAAGACGGCCGAACGGGUGGUCCAGUCGACACGGUAUCCCACACAGCAAUCGUUUCCGGAUCAUGGUGGUGGCAUUCGAGGCUGUGCCGUACCCUUUGUCCGCGCCAGUGGCUAUGGCAUGACCCACAAUAAUGACGAGUAUUUGCGACAAUGUCGAGAGGAUUUACUCGUCAUGGUACAAGUUGAAAGUCCUCAGGGGGUAGAUGCCAUUCCGGAAAUUGCCGCUGUGGAGGGAGUCGAUUUGAUCUUUUUGGGUCCAUUUGACCUGUCUUGUAGUGCGGGGAAAAUGGGACAAUUCCAAGAUUCCGAUAUUCAACAACUCAUUGCACAAGCCGAACAAGCCGUUGUUCAGAGUCCAUCCUGUUUGUUGGGAGGGUUUCAAACACCGGGAGUGGAAUUGAAAGACAUGUUCGAUGAAAAAGGAUACUCUUUGGUUUGUGGGGCAGUUGAUUUGGGAUUGCUGCGACAAGCGGCAUUGGCAGAUUGUGCCAAGGGGAAAACGGCAAUGGGAGAAUGA
Messenger RNA from Seminavis robusta, 834 nucleotides. Lineage: Eukaryota; Bacillariophyta; Bacillariophyceae; Naviculales; Naviculaceae. The record is from the annotation of a GenBank genome assembly.